Messenger RNA from Hevea brasiliensis (rubber tree), 1130 nucleotides. Its product is annotated as CBS domain-containing protein CBSX3, mitochondrial. Lineage: Eukaryota; Viridiplantae; Streptophyta; Magnoliopsida; Malpighiales; Euphorbiaceae. The record is from RefSeq and is a predicted model, not a curated record. The transcript is spliced from 7 exons. The coding region runs from base 325 to 942 and encodes 205 amino acids.
AACUCAAAAAUUAAUAUCGAAGAGAGAGAUGAGCCAUAGAAACACCAUUCUUUGAGCCAAGGCAAUUACUGAGGAAAAAAGAAGAAACCAAAUAGAAAUCAGAUUGCCCCGGCUUUUGCUACAGUUUGAAUGCUAAGGCAAUUAUAAGGGCGAUCCAAGAAAAGAACUCCAAAUGAACACAAUCACAAAAAGCAAAGAGUUGCCAGACGAGAUAUUCUUGUGUCUUCUCCUUCAAAAAUGCGAUUUAGCAAGCUAAAUUCAUAUCUUCAUCUUCACAAGAGCUCCUAGUUAUUUCAAGCACUCUAAUCUUCCUCUAAGGACAGAAUGCAGGGACUCAUCCGAGGGGUAAGAUCUUGCCAAGAAAUUCUCACAGUUGGAAUUCCAAAGCAUUUUCAUUGGAAAGACAUAGUAGAAAGACAAAAUAUUUUUUCCCGUUUUGAAUGUGUCAUCUCAUCUCCUCCCAUGCCAGAGAAGGGAUUGGAGAAUUUAACAGUGGCAGAUGUGCUGAUGACAAAGGGAGAGGAAAAAACUGGUUCUUGGCUGUGGUGCCGCACCAAUGACACUGUCUAUGAUGCUGUCAACAAUAUGGCAAAAAAUAAUAUUGGGUCACUAGUAGUGCUAAAGCCUGAAGAACAACAUAUUGCAGGAAUCAUCACAGAAAGAGACUAUCUGAGGAAAAUAAUUGCACAAGGGAGAUCCUCCAAGUACACAAGAGUUGGGGAAAUCAUGACUGAUGAGAAGAAGUUAAUAACAGUGACAUCUGAUACAAAUAUUCUUCAGGCAAUGCAACUUAUGACAGACAAUCACAUUCGGCAUGUUCCUGUUAUAGAUGGAAAGAUAGUCGGCAUGGUUUCCAUUGUAGAUGUCGUACGAGCAGUAGUGGAGCAGCAGGACAAAGAAUUGAAGCGGCUAAAUGAGUUUAUCAGAGGAGAAUACUAUUAAAUUUUUUUUAAAAAAAAAAGCAAGAGAGAAGCUUGGUUUCUGUAAAAACCUUAGAACCAUGUUUUCUCAAAUGUUCCGCGUACAAAAUUAUGAGCGUAAGUGCGUGGUACGCUCAUGCAAGCCUAUGCUUGUAAGUCUUGUCAGAAAAACAUAAGAUCAAUAAAGGAAAUUAUGAAGCCUGUGUUAAA